Molecule: messenger RNA, 2930 nt
Organism: Topomyia yanbarensis
Lineage: Eukaryota; Metazoa; Arthropoda; Insecta; Diptera; Culicidae
Gene: Tpst
Product: protein-tyrosine sulfotransferase
Exons: 6
Coding region: 1031-2233 (400 amino acids)
Biological process (GO): peptidyl-tyrosine sulfation
Cellular component (GO): Golgi apparatus
Molecular function (GO): protein-tyrosine sulfotransferase activity
Source: RefSeq, a predicted model, not a curated record
UCGGUCCUGUCUGCCUGUAACAUAUUGGACUUGCGGUGGUGCGCGACUUGCUUGCUGUUCCGUCGUCGUAUCACACACAGCCCAGCACAGUGCGGUAUCAGUGUUCAGCUAAACCGAAAAAUUUAUUGUCAGUUCUGUAUAGUGUUGAUCAGCAGCUCUAUAAUACAGUGACCAUUGAUUGCGUUGCACAAGAGUCGCGAAUCUGGUGAAUAUUGGUCAUCAUUUCGUUUUUUUUCCUCGCUGGUGACCCGUGUGAGUGUUUUGUUGAAGAAGCGUGAAAACUCCUCCCGCGAGAGAGCAAAGACCCGUCGGAAUGUCAACUGCUGCGGGAGGCUCCGAAUCCGUGUUCGGAAUGUUCAAGUGUAAAAAGUGCCAUUGAUGGAAGUUUCUGAUUGUGCAGGUUAUUCGGCUUUGUGAACAUUGAAAGCGGCGGCAGCAUCUUCUCCUCCGAACGACGGUGAUUUGGGGAGCAUUUCAGAAAACGGCAAAAAUAUCAGUUUUUAUUUUAACACCAAAAAGAAGCGGUGCUAGAGCUCCGGGUAGCUGGAAACGGAUUCCAGUUAUAUCAACAGUGUAUCCCCGUGCGCAAGCAAGAGUUGCCGAUGCGCGUGAAGCACUGCCGCGCUAAUAGGUUUACCACGAGCUGAUAGAAGCGGCAGAUUAGAACACCCGUUACUCGCAUUCACAACACACCCGGGGCUGGGAGCCCUAACGACGACGGCGACGACAGUUGAAGACAGGCUAAAGGUCGUACGUCGCUCGCUUCUCGGUCCGAUGGAGCUGUCUUCGAUGAAACGACAGACCGAUCAUUCCACGACCAGUUUCUACCCCAAAGCAGCUGCUCGGACAAGCAUUAGCGGGCGUUAAUCAACUGUACCGAACCAGUUGAUAAAUCAUAGAAAUAAUUGUAUUGGUCUUUGAGACUCGGUGAAUCCACAACAUACAUCAUAUUAGUAGCUGAAACAUCCGAAAGAGACAAUAGAAAAAAACGAUAGAGAUUGCUGGAAAGAGCGGGGUUUCCGAACCCGCGAUGCGCCUUCUGAUGCGUCAGCGCAAGAUACUGCUCGGUUUGGGCCUAGUCUGCUUUCUGCUGUUACUGUUCUUCAAAGGUACCGAUCUGGGCGGGCGAUGCCUGCAGAGCGCGUACGGUGGACGGUCUUCCCCUGGCAGCAGCGGAGAAAUGGUACGCGGUGUGGACAGUGAACAGGAUGGUCACGGCAAAAGUUACCAGUAUCAUAGGAAUAUGCCGCUGAUAUUCAUCGGCGGGGUGCCCCGGUCGGGGACGACGCUGAUGCGGGCGAUGCUGGAUGCACAUCCGGAAGUGAGAUGUGGUCAGGAGACACGUGUCAUUCCCCGCAUCCUGCAGCUCCGCUCGCACUGGAUGAAAUCGGAAAAGGAAUCGGUGCGGCUGGUCGAGGCCGGCAUCACCAAGGAGGUGCUGAACAGUGCCAUCGCCCAGUUUUGUCUGGAGAUUAUCGCCAAGCACGGCGAUCCGGCUCCACGGUUGUGCAACAAGGAUCCACUCACGCUCAAGAUGGGUUCGUACGUGAUUGAGCUGUUCCCGGAGGCAAAGUUCCUAUUCAUGGUCCGAGACGGUCGGGCGACGGUGCAUUCCAUCAUCUCGCGGAAGGUUACCAUCACCGGGUUCGAUCUGACCAACUACCGGCAGUGCAUGACCAAGUGGAACCAGGCGAUCCAGACGAUGCACGAUCAGUGCAAGGAGAUCGGCAAAGACCGCUGUAUGAUUGUGUACUACGAACAGCUGGUGCUGCAUCCCGAGGAAUGGAUGCGGAAGAUUUUACGCUACCUGGAGAUCCCCUGGAACAGUUCGGUACUGCACCACGAAGAGUACAUCAACAAGGAGAACGGGGUAGCGCUGUCCAAGGUGGAACGAUCAUCGGAUCAGGUGAUAAAACCGGUUAAUCUGGAGGCUCUGUCGAAGUGGGUUGGGCAAAUACCGGAGGACGUGGUGCGAGAUAUGGCCGAAAUAGCACCGAUGCUGUCGGUGUUGGGUUACGAUCCGUACUCGAAUCCACCGGACUAUGGUAAACCGGAUUCGUUCGUGCAGGAGAAUACUUAUAAGGUCCGCGCAAACCCACAGAUGUGGGAGCACAAAGUAAAGGAACUACUUAAUCGCGACGCGAACCCACCGAAUGCGAACCAAAUCAACAACAACAAUAACAACAACGAGGACGAGGAUGACUAUGGCAAUAAUAGGGAACGUAAAACGUGAUAUUAGAAAAUUUAGCUGGAAGGUCUGUUUUUUCUCUUUAUUCCUCAAAGGAAUGAAACAAUCAAUUAACGAAGGUGUACCCCGUAGAAAACGGAGUUUUAGUAAAACAACGACAAUGAUACACAGACAUUGUACGUUGGUUUUUUUUAAAAAAAAACCACAACUAAGUCGGUGGAGAAGGCAUCAAACUUAAAAGCAGCAAGUCAGUAUCCAAUUGGCUUCACUAUCACGGAAUAAGAGCUUAAUUAUUUUUUUCCCCAAUCUCGCAUUAAAACAAAUCAAUAAUAGUCUUGAUCAUGUUCAAUGGUGCCGUUUGUAGGCAACCAGGAGAGUUCACUGUUGUAUUAGGAUAGUAAGAAAGAAAAACAUGGCUACAUCGAAGUCAAAGCCACCACCGCAUCAGCAGUAGCAGCAGCAGCAGCAGCCGUGCAACUUUUAAACUGAAAAGAAAAUGUAAAACGGAUCGUUAUUUUAUACAUCUUAGUGAAUAUCAUCAGUAAACUGAGGUAACUAAUUGACUGUAAAUAGUAUGUACGUCGUACGGAAACAAAUCAAAGAAUUAACUGGACUAGGAUAAGGCGGGAGAGAUCGAAAAUCCUGAAACGAAGUCUUAAGUGUAUAAAAAAAACUACUAAACUACAAAAUACCAAUUAAACGGGGCAUGUUUUCGCUUCUUCAAUGUUGAAACAAUCAAGAA